AUGUCAACUAUCGAAACAAUAUCUCAACGCCUUGUAUUAGCAUUUCCUGAUGAAAGUAAACGAUCUUUUAAAGCAGCCACAAUCAUCGUAAAUAUUGGGCGUCUAAUUCCAGCAAGUUAUGUUUAUCCAUUGCCUCCUCCUAGUACUAGUGAAGAACGACUUCAUUUUAUAUGUUUCAUUUUAAAAAAAGAAACUGGUAUUCAUUAUUCCAGCAAUGAUGUUCUUACCGCUCAUAAUAUUUUAAUGGGCAAUCAAGCUGUCCAAGACCAAUUGAAUUUCGAUUGUGGAAUUGACAAGAUACAACAUUAUUUGAACGAAUAUAAAAAUCUUCAACCUGAAUCAGCAUUUGCAAGAAACUUCACUCCUAUCUUACUUUUACCACAUCGAACCAUUUGUAGCUUGUGCAAUGCACAAUUAAAAAUUAUUUUUCAAUCCUGUGCCCAAGUUAUUUACUGUACAAAAAUUCAACCGUGCCUUCUGUAUAAAGCUGAUUGUCAUCAAUGCCGUCGAUCUUAUCGUAUAUCAUCCAUUUAUUUGAUAGAUCAAAAACAAACACUUGUCACUGCUGAAUCACAAAAAUCUGAUUACAUACAUUUUUCUGGUUUAACAGUUUUUUCAAAAGAAAUUCUCAUUUGCUUUUCUUCGCAAUUAAUUGACAAUUAUGCUACUUUUGAAGGUUUUGCUUUUGCCACGAUAAAAACCUUCAAUAGACUUCAUCCUGGUAGCGGAAAUGUUAUUACAGCUGAUAAUCUCGCUCGUAAUCUACAAUCUGUUUGGUUAUAUUACGAGUUAACAAAUUUUAUAUUAAUGGCUAGUAAAUCAAUGGAAAUUUGCUUUCCCCACGCAAUGAGUGAAGGUCGAACAACAAUCAAAGGACAGCAAUCAUCAGGAGCAAUAUUUAUUGAAAGAAACUUGAAUUGGAUCUAUCAUGUUUUCACUGUCUUUUGGUCAAAUCACGAAAGCUUAUUUGGUAGCUGUAAAUGUGGUAAUUGUUCAAAAGUUAUGAUAAUUGAUGGCCACCAAAAGCCAUAUGAUAACGUGACCAGUGUUCUUAAUGCUGCUGAAUUAGGCCCCAUCAAUCGAGGUUGCCCAUACAUGCCAAGAAGAAAAAAAUCGGACGAUCAAGAACCGGAUGGUGAUUAUGGAUAUUAUUAUUGCAAUCAUCAUCGAAAUAAACGUACAGAAGAAUUAUCAAUUAAAACGAAAAUGUCCGAUAAUGAAUUAGAAAAGUAUUUGAAAUAUCUUAAAGAAUUUGAUCGUGAAGAAUCUCAAUGCAACGUUGGUCGAAAUGACAUGGAAGAACGUUUUGCAGCAAAGAAACGGUCAAUGGGUUUUAUUGCCUCAUUCUUGAAUUGUGGAAUUAUUAUCGGUUUUUCUGAUUCGAUUAAUCACGAAGGACCUCGUAAAAUCACCGACCAUCUGUUGACAAUGUUGAAACUUGGAGCAAAAUUACCGUCACUGGUUGUGUAUGAUGCUGCAUGUCAACUGUAUAAAUUCUGGAGGUACCGAUUCGGUACUGAAUAUAUGGAAGAAACUAAAUAUACACAACAAUUAAUGAAUAUGGCAUUGGUAACAGAUCGAUUUCAUAAUACAGUACAUACCGGAAGUUUAUGCAAGACAUUUUUUAAUCCUGAUUCGGAAAAAAAUAAAAUUAAGUUUAUCGGAAUUAAUACUAGCAUAGCUGAACAAACUUUCUCUUAUUUAACCAAUUUCAAAAAUGCUUUACGAAGUUUCUCUUAUCCUACAUCAGCAUUAUUUACUAUUUUACUUUUUCAUUUAAAAAACUGUGAUAAAAUAAAUCAAGAUCCUGCUCAACAAGGUCUUAUUAUUGGUAGCAAUCUUGAAACUGUGAUUCAUGAUCAACAAUCUUAUCAAAGUUAUUGUGUAUUCGAAACAUUGAUGAUGGAACAAGAUAUUAAUGAAGCUGAUUUCCAAGCUGAUGAUGAAUAUGAAGAUAUAAUUGAUCCUAAUGAUAACAAUAAAUAA
Molecule: messenger RNA, 1986 nt
Organism: Rotaria sp. Silwood2
Lineage: Eukaryota; Metazoa; Rotifera; Eurotatoria; Philodinida; Philodinidae
Source: the annotation of a GenBank genome assembly